Molecule: messenger RNA, 1776 nt
Organism: Necator americanus (New World hookworm)
Lineage: Eukaryota; Metazoa; Nematoda; Chromadorea; Rhabditida; Ancylostomatidae
Exons: 1
Coding region: 1-1776 (591 amino acids)
Source: RefSeq, a predicted model, not a curated record
AUGUCCUCAGCACUACUAAUAUGUGAAGCAACCCUUCCAAUUUGGAAGGAACACUUCAAGACCUUGCUGAACCGGCUAGCACCGUCAGCUCCUAAACUCAAGCACGUCCAUAGGCCGACAUAUGCGGUUAACGAGGAACCACCAACCGAGGCGGAGGUUCUAGUCUGUAUUCAGGAAAUGAAGAAUGGAAAAUCUGGUGGAGACGACGGGAUUAGCGCAGAAAUGCUAAAAUAUCUUCUUCCUUCUGGGAUUCGUGAGAUGACAAAGAUCAUCCGUUCAGUAUGGAUAGACGAAAGGAUACCUGAUUCGUGGAAAAACGCUAUCAUAAUUCCCCUCCACAAGAAGUUAUCCGUCACGGACCCAAGGAAUUAUCGAGGAAUCUCCUUGCUGCGUGUUAUGUACAAGGUAUUGGAGCGCAUUAUCCUAGACCGACUCACUAAACAUCGCGAAGAAACAACGCGCUACGAGCAAGCUGGCUUUCGUCCUGGUCGAUCUACGAUUGACCAAGUGUUCAUCGUCAGGAGAGUGAUCGAAAUCUGGCAGCGGUAUUCGAAGCCAAUGCAACUAGUGUUUCUGGACUUUAAAGCCGCGUUCGACUCUCCUCACCGAGGCCGUCUUCUCAACGCGCUGAGCGCCGAUGGAGUACCAGGAAAGAUCGUUCGCUUGCUUGAUGACAUGAAUCAACGAACAACUGCUGCAGUUCGAACACCAGCCGGAUGUACAACACCGUUUGAAGUGGUAACUGGAGUAAGACAAGAGGCGGUGGCAGGACCCUUCCUGUUCAAUUUCGCCAUCGACGACAUUAUGCGAAGAACAGUCGACCAGUGUCCUGCCGACAUUAUCUUAGCACCGUCAGGGUGCCCCUUGACUGACCUCGAGUACGCCGACGAUGUUGUUAUAUUCGCGGAAAGCAGUACGAAACUUCAACAUCUUGUCAACCUUGUAUCGAAGCUGGCUGCAGCCUAUGGACUACGCCUACGCCCUGAUAAAUGUAAGCAAAUGUGGAUCUCUUCGAGACUAGGAACGGGAAUCAGGGUGGACGGACAACCGAUAGAACUCGUCGAUGAGUUGUGUUACCUAGGCUGUACGCUGAAGAACAAUGGCAGCUGCGACAGAGAUGUUCAGCAAAGAUGCGCUAAGGCCACUUCUGCAUCUAACUCCUUAACGAAAUGCCUGUGGUCGACCCCCAUCACCAACGAAGUCAAGCUGCGAGUCUACCUAUCCGCACUUCGCCCCAUCAUGAUGCACGGAUCGGAGACUUGGGCAGCACCAUCAACGGUUAUGGAGAGGCUUGACUGCACGGAACGAAAGCUUCUUAGACGGCUACUUGGCUACUUUUGGCCUAGGGUAUGCCACAAUGAAGAUCUUUACGCAGAAAUUGAUGUGGUUUACCGGAGGAUGACACGUGGAAAAUAUCAUCAUCUUGCACCGCCUUCGAAAGCGGCUAAAGUAAAUCGUCUUCGCUACUUUGGUCAUAUAUUAAGGAGACCGGUAGAUCGCCUUGUCCAACGAGUUCUGAAGAGUUCUUCGGAUUCGAGCUGGAAGAAGCCACCUGGCCGAAAACGGAAGUUCUGGACUGAGGUGGUAAAAGAGGACCUGAGGACGCUCGGCAUGGAUAGGCAGUUCAGGAGAGACGUAAGGUUUUGCAGAAUUUGGAAUAGCGACGAAUGGAUUGAUUCUGUGCAAGCUCUCGCAGAAGAUCGAGAAGGUUGGGCAGAGCUGUGUUCAAGGACGGCACACCUCGGCGAAGAUGUGGGUAAUCGCGUCAGGCGAUGA